AAAGAAAAAGAAACCAACAGAGAGAGACGAUGCUUCUCUACUUGUCAUCCCUGCCAGGUCCCACCUGGCUGGAGUUGUAAACAAAAUUGAGGGUUGCCCGAGGGUGAGGAAAACGGAAGUUGGAGGGGGAAGGAAGACCGUGGUGGUGCGAGACUGCGAGGUGUCCGCGUCAGUAGCACGGCGGUCACAGAUCCUUUCGGAGCCGAGAACCUAGCUGAUCGCGUGUGAACAGUCAUCCGAAUCUUGUUCCGCAACGUGUGAUGGACCAAAAUCGAAUCGUCUAUAUAUCUAUACAGUGACAAUAACAGAACAACAAGCCUGACAAAGAUACCCUAAGUUCGUCAAAGACAGAACGAAAAUAGUGUCGAAAUUGAUGAUCGAAAAGGUACCGUCGAUAACCACGAACUGACCGAUCCGCGAAGUGGAGAGACUCUGAAAACAUUCCCCCGUGGCGAUCCAUUGAUCGUCCGAGUUGCCGCACACACGACGGACGUACUGCCCGAUCGAGAGCAGCCGCGAUGUCAACGUUACACCGGUCGUUGACACAGUUCCCGGGUUGAAAAUCGGACGCCUUCCACCGCGGCCACAGUUGGAUCCAGCCGAAGACAACGGACAGAAAACGGGUGUUUGUUGGACAGUGGGUAUCGAGGAUGAAGUCCGAGGGGAACAACGGUUACCUCAGGGCCACCGUGAUCAACGAGCAGAAUGAAGUGACGCCGGGCCCCGGUCAGGAGAUACCUGCCGGGAACGCUAUUCAGGUGACCUACGGUCCUCAUGGAAACACGACCACCACGGUGCUCCACCAUCCUGGGAACAGUCGAAGGCCGAUCGGCGGCAUAACAAGGGCCACGUCGAUCACUCGUAGACGGCGAGAGCCGGCCAGCAGGCAGCAAUUGCUCGGUGUUCUGGCCGUCACUUUGUUCGCUACUUGCCUUUUCAUUCUUCUGUUGCUGGCGCUGAACACGAGCCGCGAGUGCGUCCAGGAGACCCGUCCGAACGUCUGCAUGACGGAGGAAUGCGUCAGAACAGCGGCGAGUUUACUGUCAGCGAUGGAUCGAACAGCGGCGCCCUGCGUGAACUUCUUUCAAUACGCCUGCGGCACGUGGAACCAGGUGCACAUGAUACCAGAGGAUCGUAGCUCGAUCAGCACAUUCGAGGUGCUAGCGGACCAGUUACAAGUGAUCCUGAAGCGGGUCCUAGAGGAAGCGCCGAACAGUAAAGACAACGCUGCCACCCUGAAGGCGAAGAUGUUCUACAAGUCGUGCAUGGACAUCCCUCGGAUUAGGAAGACCGGUGAUGCCCCGCUGAAAAGGGCUCUACUAUUACUUGGGGGAUGGCCAGCGGUGGUGGGCCCGUCUUGGAAACCGCCCUCGUUCACGAUCGAGGUCCUGUUGGGUCGACUACGCGGCGAGUACAACGAGGGUGUCUUGCUGGAGCAAUGGGUCGGCCCGGACGACAAGAAUUCCUCCGCCAACAUCCUCCAGUUGGAUCAGAUGCAGCUGGCGUUGCCGAGUAGGGACUACUACCUGAAGAAGAAUAGCGAGGCCCAGCUGAACGCGUACCAUCGUUACAUGACCAAUGUCGCAGUGUUGCUCGGGGCGGAUCCCAGGACUGCGGCGAAGGAGUUCGAGCAAGUGAUCCUUUUGGAGAAACAGUUGGCCAAUGCGUCACUGCCAGAAGCAGAUAGACACGACACAUCCGCCAUGUAUCGUAAGCUGACGUUGCGCGAGCUGCAGCAUGAGAUACCGCUGUUUAAGUGGCGGGCUUACCUCGAGGCAUUUAUCAGUGUUCCGAUUACCGAGGAGGAACCAAUCGUGGCGUACGCCAUGCCUUAUUUCGUGGAGAUGGUUCGUAUUGUGGAGAGAACAGAUCGCAGAACCCUACAUAAUUAUAUACUCUGGCGAUUGGUCAUGUCGAUAAUGCCCCACAUGAUAGACGACUACCAGCAAAAAAGGGUUGAAUUUCGGAAGAUCCUUCAGGGCAUAUUAAGCGAGCGAAAUAGAUGGUCUCAGUGUGUUGAUUGGACGAAUAAGAAGUUAGGCAUGGCUGUGGGUGCUCUUUUCAUACGUGACAACUUCAAUCACGAAAGCAAGAAAACUGCGCUUGAGAUGAUUCAUACUAUUCGGGAGGCGUUCAACGAGCUCCUGGCAGAGAACCACUGGAUGGACGACGAGACCAGAGCCGUCGCGAAAAGUAAAGCCGACUCCAUGAUCGAGAGGAUCGGAUAUCCAGAAUUCCUGAAGGACCCAGUUGAACUCUCCAACGAGUACGUGGUGCUGCGUAUCACUGAGGAUCACUUCUUAGAGAACGUUCUGGCGGUGGCGAAAUACGACGCUCAUCACAAUCUACAGAAACUACGGAAACCGGUCGAUAGGGACAAGUGGUCCACAGAACCUGCGGUCGUGAACGCUUUCUACAAUACGAACAAGAAUGAUAUUGCAGGAAUUCUGCAACCGUUGUUCUAUUCCCAGCAUUUCCCGAAGUCGUUGAAUUACGGUGGUAUCGGCGUGGUGAUCGGCCACGAGAUCACUCACGGUUUCGACGACAAGGGACGCCAGUUCGACAAGGAUGGGAACAUGAGGCAGUGGUGGAACAACGCCACCGUGAGUGCCUUUCGCAAGAGAGCUCAGUGCAUCGUGAAUCAGUAUUCCACAUACAAACUGCAAGAGUUCGGUUUGUACAUCAAUGGGAGAAUGACCCAAGGGGAGAAUAUCGCAGACAAUGGAGGACUCAAGCAAUCGUUCAGGGCAUAUAAGAAAUGGGUUUCCAUACAUGGGGAGGAACCACUGCUUCCUGGUGUCAACCUCACCCACGAUCAACUAUUCUUCCUGAAUUAUGCCCAGAUAUGGUGUGGUUCAAUGAGGCCGGAGGAUGCUUUGACAAAAAUCAGAAGCAGUGUUCACUCUCCGGGUCCUAUCAGAGUGCUGGGUCCCCUGUCAAACAGUGAGGAUUUUGCCAGGGCCUAUGACUGUCCUCCAGACUCUCCAAUGAAUCCAACGCAUAAAUGCAGUGUUUGGUAA
Messenger RNA from Dufourea novaeangliae, 3020 nucleotides. Its product is annotated as neprilysin-2-like. Gene Ontology annotation, biological process: protein processing. NCBI's taxonomy places the organism in Eukaryota, Metazoa, Arthropoda, Insecta, Hymenoptera, Halictidae. Bases 651 to 3020 code for a protein of 789 amino acids. The record is from RefSeq and is a predicted model, not a curated record. Gene Ontology annotation, molecular function: metalloendopeptidase activity. Gene Ontology annotation, cellular component: plasma membrane. The transcript is spliced from 12 exons.